UUUCCCGCACGUCCGAGGUCACCCGGCUCCCUCUGAGAUGGACGAGUGGAGCCUCCACGAGGCGCCUCCGAACACCCCGGAGCGUGGCCUCCGCGCGAGCGCAGCCCGCGGCGGCGGCGACGGCCGGCCGCCGCCGGAGCCGCUCAGCAGCAAGGCGCCCGUCCCGUCCGCGCAGCUCAGCCUGUACCGCGCGGCCGUCGCGCUCCGCGCCGCCCUCCUGGCGCUCUUCCUCCGGUACCGCGUCACCCACCCGGUGCCCGACGCCUACGGGCUGUGGCUCACGGCCGUCGCCUGCGAGGCCUGGCUCGCGCUCUCGUGGCUGGCCGCGCAGCUGCCCAAGCUCUCCCCGGCCACCCGCGCCACGCACCUCCACAGGCUCGACAAGGACGACUGCUCUGGCGGCGGGAGGCGGAUGGCGGGCGUGGACGUGUUCGUGAGCGCGGCGGACGCGAGCAGGGAGCCGCCCCUGGCCACGGCCAACACGGUGCUGUCCGUGCUCGCGGCCGACUACCCCGCCGGCAGGCUCGCGUGCUACGUGUCAGACGACGGCGCCGACAUGCUGCUCUUCGAGGCGCUCUUCGAGACGGCGCGGCUCGCGCGGAGGUGGGUCCCCUUCUGCCGCCGCCACGGGGUGGAGCCGCGGGCGCCCGAGCCCUACUUCGCGCGGAACGUCGACUACCUCCGGGACAAGGUCGCGCCGUCCUUCGUCAAGGAGCGCCGCGCCAUGAAGAGGGAGUACGAGGAGUUCAAGGUGAGGAUGAACUACCUCGCUGCCAAGACGAGCAAGGUGCCGGAGGAAGGAUGGCUCAUGUCCGACGGCACGCCGUGGCCCGGGAACAACUCGAGAGACCACCCCGCCAUGAUACAGGUCCUCCUGGGGCACUCCGCCGAUGAUCGCGACGCCGAGGGGGUGGAGCUCCCCCGGCUCUUCUACGUGUCGCGGGAGAAGAAGCCGGGCUUCCAGCACCACAAGAAAGCCGGCGCCAUGAACGCAUUGCUCCGGGUGUCUGCCGUGCUGACAAAUGGCGCCUACGUGCUCAACCUGGACUACGACCACUACGUCAACAACAGCGGAGCCCUGAGGGAGGCCAUGUGCUUCCUCAUGGACCCGGAGGCUGGCAACAGGACGUGCUUCGUCCAGUUCCCUCUGCGGCCCGCCGUCUCGGCGGCCGACGACCAGGGAGGUCGGUGGGGGAGCCGCGAGCGCGACUCCGUCUUCUUCGAUGUAAAGGAUCGAGUUCACUUCACUUGCCCGCCAUCUGUGCCGCCGAUUCGGUUCAUCUGCUCGACCGAUCACGCUAACGUUCAUUCGGUUCGUCAGAUCGACAUGAAAUGCUUGGACGGCAUUCAGGGCCCGGUCUACGUCGGCUCCGGGUGCUGCUUCAACCGGAAGGCGCUGUACGGGUUCGAGCCGGCGGCGGCUGAGGCCGACGACGCCGACGACCUGGAGACCGGCCGUCGGAGGUGGUGCUGUUUCGGGGGCAGCGAGAGGCGAAAGCUGAGGCUGAGGAGGAACAGGUCCGUCGUGCCCUUGCUGGACUCUGCAGACGACGAUGAGGAAACAGUGGGCGCGAGGAGGCGGAGGCUGCUCUCGUACCACGCCGCGCUGCAGCGCCACUUCGGCCAUUCCACAUUGUUCAUCGCCUCGGCGUUCAAAGAGAAAGGGCCGGCGGCGGCGGCCAUGGCAGUUGCACCCACUCCUCUCCUCAAGGAGGCCAUCCACGUCGUCAGCUGCGCGUACGAGGAGCGGACGAGAUGGGGCAAAGAGGUCGGAUGGAUUUACGGCGCCGGCGCCGGCCUGGCGACGGGAUUCAGGAUGCACGCGCGCGGGUGGGCGUCGGCGUACUGCGUGCCGGCGCGACCCGCGUUCAGGAGCUACGCGGGGGCCAGCCCCUCGGACAUGCUCGCCGGCGCGUCGCGGCGGGCGUCGGCGGCCAUGGGGAUCCUGCUGAGCCGGCACUGCCCCGUCUGGGCCGGCGGCGGCAGCAUGAGGCCCCUGCAGCGGCUGGCCUACGUGAACUGCGUCGCCUACCCGCUCACCUCCAUCCCGCUCACCGUCUACUGCGCGCUCUCGGCCGUCUGCCUCCUCACCGGCAAGUUCAUAUUCCCCGACGACGUGGACGACUACGACGGGUUCCUGCUCGUCCUGCUGCUGUCCUCGGUGAUCGCGUCCGUGGCACUCGAGCUGAAGUGGAGCGGCGUGUCGCUGCGGGCGUGGUGGCGAGCCGAGAAGCUCUGGGUGGUGAUCGGCACAUCGGCGGGCCUCGCCGCUGUCUUCCAGGGCAUCCUCAGGGCGUGCACUGGCAUCGACGUCGGCUUCUCGACGGACACGGCGGCGGCGCCGGCGGUGUCCGGUCAGCCGUCCGAGGACGAUGACGAGGAGGAGAUGAUGCCGGACUCGAUGCGGUCGGUGCUGUGGACGAACCUGCUGGUGCCGCCGAUCAGCGUGCUGCUGGGCAACCUCGCCGGCGUGGUGGUGGCAGUGUCGUACGGGAUGGACCACGGGCACGAGUCCUGGGGCCCGCUAGGCUGGAAGCUGGUGUUCGCCGCGUGGGUGGUGGCGCAUCUGCAGGGGUUCCUCAGGGGGCUCCUCUCGCGGCGGGAACGGGCGCCGACCAUCGCCGUGCUCUGGUCGGUGCUCUUCGUCUCCAUUCUGUCGCUGAUGUGGGUGAACACGCAGACGUACUAUGGGCCGUCGGCACCAUCGGCCACGCACCAGCCCAUCUUUUGAGGGAGAUCAGAAAUAAAAACGGGAUUGCUGAAUCUCAGUCGACGGACUUAAUGAAUUCUUAACUGAUGUUAUAUUCAUGAGAUCUUACACAAAUGUUUGUGUAAUUAUUUAUUUCUUUUUUAUAAGUUUUGUCACUUGACGAAUUUUGUUACGUCCCAGUCAACUGAGAUCCAGUUGCACCCAAAUAAAAAUUGUACAUGUAGAAAGGGUUGUUUUA
Molecule: messenger RNA, 2948 nt
Organism: Triticum urartu
Lineage: Eukaryota; Viridiplantae; Streptophyta; Magnoliopsida; Poales; Poaceae
Product: putative cellulose synthase A catalytic subunit 11 [UDP-forming]
Biological process (GO): cellulose biosynthetic process
Cellular component (GO): membrane
Molecular function (GO): cellulose synthase (UDP-forming) activity
Source: RefSeq, a predicted model, not a curated record